Acanthisitta chloris (rifleman) is the source of this 943-nucleotide messenger RNA. Its product is annotated as pre-mRNA-splicing factor ISY1 homolog. NCBI's taxonomy places the organism in Eukaryota, Metazoa, Chordata, Aves, Passeriformes, Acanthisittidae. Gene Ontology annotation, biological process: mRNA 3'-splice site recognition; generation of catalytic spliceosome for second transesterification step. The coding region runs from base 16 to 831 and encodes 271 amino acids. The record is from RefSeq and is a predicted model, not a curated record. The transcript has 10 exons. Gene Ontology annotation, cellular component: post-mRNA release spliceosomal complex; Prp19 complex; post-spliceosomal complex.
AACGCGGAGAAGGCCAUGACGGCCUUGGCAAGGUUCCGGCAAGCACAGCUCGAGGAAGGCAAGGUGAAGGAACGGAGACCUUUCCUUGCCUCAGAGUGUAAUGAACUGCCCAAAGCUGAGAAAUGGAGGCGACAGAUCAUUGGGGAGAUCUCCAAGAAGGUGGCACAGAUUCAAAAUGCUGGAUUGGGUGAAUUCAGAAUUCGGGACCUGAAUGAUGAAAUAAACAAACUGCUGAGGGAGAAAGGACAUUGGGAAUACAGAAUAAAGGAGCUGGGAGGUCCUGAUUAUGCUCGGAUUGGACCAAAAAUGUUAGAUCAUGAAGGGAAAGAAGUUCCAGGCAACAGAGGUUACAAAUAUUUUGGAGCUGCGAAGGAUUUACCAGGAGUUCGAGAGCUUUUUGAAAAGGAGCCCCUCCCACCGCCACGCAAAACCCGAGCUGAGCUUAUGAAAGACAUCGAUGCAGAGUACUAUGGCUACAGGGACGAAGAUGAUGGUAUUCUGGAGCCACUGGAGCAAGAGCAUGAAAAGAAAGUUAUAGCAGAAGCAGUGGAAAAAUGGAAAAUGGAGAGAGAAGCACGACUAGCAAGAGGUGAGGAGGAGGAGGAAGAAGAUAUCUAUGCUGUGAAAGAUGAUGAGUCUGAUGAGGAAGGUGGCAAGGAAAGAGAAGGCGAAGAAGGCCAGCAGAAAUUCAUUGCACAUGUUCCAGUGCCAUCUCAACAGGAGAUCGAGGAAGCUCUUGUACGGAGAAAGAAGAUGGAGCUUCUUCAGAAAUAUGCCAGUGAAACCCUCAUGGCACAGAGUGAAGAAGCAAAGACACUUCUAGGAUUGUAACAUGACACCGGUGUGUGCUGGUUUGUGUGGAACCCUUCGGAAAGCAAUAGGUUCCUGUGUUCUGGGAGCAAUCACUUUUAGCUCUCAAAGACCCAUUGGAUGUUAAGAGUAA